Messenger RNA from Ricinus communis (castor bean), 1578 nucleotides. Its product is annotated as omega-amidase, chloroplastic. The transcript has 10 exons. Gene Ontology annotation, cellular component: mitochondrion. The record is from RefSeq and is a predicted model, not a curated record. Gene Ontology annotation, molecular function: omega-amidase activity. Lineage: Eukaryota; Viridiplantae; Streptophyta; Magnoliopsida; Malpighiales; Euphorbiaceae. Gene Ontology annotation, biological process: L-glutamine metabolic process; oxaloacetate metabolic process. Bases 52 to 1170 code for a protein of 372 amino acids.
AACAAAAACGCCGUCGUGUGACAUCCUACUAACCCAUGGUCAUCUCGAGAUAUGGUAAGCGAACGUGAAGAAGAAAGUGAAAUGAAAUCAGCAAUAUCAACACUGUUAAACACCAAAAAUUUCAAUCUCCACCAUUGCUAUCAUUAUUCUCUUUUCUCUCCCUCCUCCAAACCCAUCACCAACAAUUGUAAUUUCCACAAUUUCUCAAAACACUUCAAAAUCAACACUUCAAUUCGUCCAAUAAUGUCAGCCUCUUUCAAUCCAGAGCAAGCCAGAUCCCCUCCGGCUCUCCCUUUGCCGACUCCUCCACUCACCAAGUUCAAAAUUGGACUCUGCCAAUUACUCGUUACACCUGAUAAAGCUAAAAACAUCGCACACGCUCGCAAAGCAAUCGAGGAAGCUGCUGCAAAGGGUGCUAAGCUUGUUCUCUUACCAGAAAUAUGGAAUAGUCCGUAUUCAAAUGAUAGUUUCCCAGUUUAUGCUGAGGAUAUAGAUGCUGGACACGUGGCAUCACCUUCAACAGCUAUGCUUUCUCAACUUGCUCGUCUUUUAAACAUCACUAUAGUUGGUGGUUCUAUACCUGAACGUUCUGGCGAUCGCUUGUAUAAUACUUGCUGUGUUUUUGAUACUCAAGGAAACUUGAUUGCCAAGCACCGUAAGAUUCAUCUUUUUGAUAUUGAUAUUCCUGGGAAGAUUACAUUCAUUGAAUCCAAAACUUUAACUGCUGGGGAGACUCCUACCAUUGUCGACACAGAAGUUGGUCGGAUAGGUAUAGGUAUCUGUUAUGACAUUAGAUUUCAGGAACUGGCAGUGUUAUAUGCAGCAAGAGGUGCUCACUUGAUUUGCUACCCUGGGGCGUUUAACAUGACAACUGGGCCGUUACACUGGGAGUUGCUGCAAAGAGCAAGGGCAGCAGAUAAUCAGUUGUAUGUGGCAACUUGUUCGCCUGCUCGAGAUGUUGGAGCUGGAUAUGUGGCUUGGGGCCAUUCCACUCUAGUAGGACCGUUUGGAGAAAUUCUGGCUACUACUGAGCAUGAGCAGGAUAUAAUCAUAGCAGAGAUUGAUUAUUCAUUAAUUGAGCUGAGAAGGACAAACCUUCCGCUGACAAAGCAACGACGCGGUGAUCUCUACCAGUUAGUGGACAUCCAGAGGCUGAACUCUCAAUCAUGAUGAGACUGCAGCAGUUCUUUUCGCUGAGAAAGCAAUUAUCUGUUGGAAAUGAUUGGUCCUCGGCAAUGUUAUGUGAAAACUGCGAUUGAGUGGCGCAGAGAAGUUAAUCACUCAAAGUUGGAAAUACUUGCCAGAAACUCAUAUUUGCCGAGGAAGACAACAUUCGUGCAUUUGCUUGGUGUUUAAUGUUGAUGACUGUCAAAAACUUUUGCAGACUCUGCUACUCUGAUCUUUCAUCCUAAGAAAUUUCCAAGCUUGUGUGAAGUAUAAAAACUCAUUAAAAAGAAUUUGUCGCCAUUAGACAAGGACCUGUCCAGUCCAACCCAAUUAUAAAAAAUCUAGGCUUUGGUCAAAAGUUUUCUGUACGGCUCUGGUCUAAUUCUAAAGUAAGUUCAAGGAUUAAAUUCA